Molecule: messenger RNA, 1635 nt
Organism: Vanessa atalanta (red admiral)
Lineage: Eukaryota; Metazoa; Arthropoda; Insecta; Lepidoptera; Nymphalidae
Product: zinc finger protein 271-like
Exons: 5
Coding region: 77-1627 (516 amino acids)
Biological process (GO): regulation of transcription by RNA polymerase II
Cellular component (GO): nucleus
Molecular function (GO): RNA polymerase II cis-regulatory region sequence-specific DNA binding; zinc ion binding; DNA-binding transcription activator activity, RNA polymerase II-specific
Source: RefSeq, a predicted model, not a curated record
UUUAAGCUAAACAAAUAACUGAGUUUUAUUCAUUGAAAAACUAUUAGGUGUAGCAGAAAUUAAAUAAAAAUUCGAAAUGUAUUCUUACGAAAGCAAUUUUAGAAAUAUAUGUCGCUGUUGUCGUAUGGAGGGCUGUUUUAAAAACAUAUCUGGGGAAUACUACCAUUCAGGACAUAAGGAGAUUUACGAAAAUAUGUUAAGAGAAACUUUUAAUAUAAAUAUAAUUAUUCAAAAGAAUUCCACUGAAAUUAGUACAAUGAUAUGUGACAGCUGUAUUCUGAAGCUGAGAGCCGCACUAGCAUUUAAAAAAAUGGUGAUUGCUAGUGAAGAGAAGUUCUCUCUUUACUUUUCUAAAUUACACAGUGAUAAUGACAAAGGCUUACAAUACAGUGUUAGUGUGAAGGAUGAUUUAAUUAAAUCGGAGUCACUUAAAACAGAGUUAGAUGAAGAUCAUAUAGUGGAUAUAGAACAAAACGAUAGAUUUGAUGAUGAUUCGCUAAGUAUUAAGGAUGAAAUUGAAUGUGAAGAGAAAGAUCGGGAUGUGGAUAAUAACAGGAAACGGAAGCAAGAACAUAGAACUGGGAAAUCUAAGAGGAAAAAAAUAAUGUGUCAGACUGAUGAAAUACCAGACAGUGAAAAGGAUUGGAUUAAAAUAACAGAGAGACGCGGGCGAGGUCCUAUUCUACGCGAAAACUCACUUAAACUUCUCUCAAACUCGACAAUGUUUGUAUUUCAAUGGAACAAGAGUCGAUAUACAUGUUUUUGUUGUAAACAACCAUUUAUGGACAUGUGCUCGUUACGGGAUCAUUCAAAUAAAGAACACUCGAUUCAAAAUAUAGAAAAAAAAAUAAUAACACAACAGAACAGAUUGUUAAAAGUCGAAAUAUCGUCAUUGAGUUGCAAGAAGUGUAAAGAAAAAUUAAACACAAUAAACGACCUUCGUCAGCAUUUAAUAAAAAACCACGAAAUCAAAUUUGACAUAGACGAAGAUUUAUUAAUACCGUUCAAAAUUCAAACCGAGGGAUUGAAAUGUCAAAUGUGUUCAGAAACGUUUAGGAAGUUUCGACUUUUAAACGUGCACGUCAAUAAACAUUUCAAAAAUCACGUGUGUCACGUAUGCGGCGCGAGUUUUACUAAUUUAGUAUUUCUGAACUUACACAAAACGAGAUCGCAUAAAACGUUCAAUUGUAACGAAUGUGACAUAACGUUCCCGAACAGAACAGAUAAAAAAACCCACGACAGAAUCGAACACAACGUCAAGUUCGAAAGAAAAUUACGAUUUCCGUGUCCGUAUUGCGACGAGAGAUUCUUUCAAGAGAAUUUCAAAGUACAACACUUAGUUGAAAAACAUGGUAUGCUGAAACCGGAAUACAAGUGUUCUUUGUGUGUCAAAGUUUUUAUAACAAAGAGUUUGUGCAAUAAUCAUGUUAAAAAUGUCCAUAUGAAGGAGAAGAAACACGAAUGUGACAUUUGUCAUAAUCUCUUUUACACUAAAUCUGACGUCACUAGACACAGAGUAACUCACACCGGAGAGAAAAAAUUCUCAUGCUCUCUCUGCAACUGCCCAUUCUCCACACGAGACUCGCUUCGUAGACACAUGAAACGGACUCACGAAGUCGCUAAUUAAAUGUUAGU